Molecule: messenger RNA, 1056 nt
Organism: Cutaneotrichosporon oleaginosum
Lineage: Eukaryota; Fungi; Basidiomycota; Tremellomycetes; Trichosporonales; Trichosporonaceae
Cellular component (GO): cytoplasm
Source: RefSeq, a predicted model, not a curated record
CUCCCACUUUCUUCACUCCAAAUCAUGGACGACCGCGAACGCCGCCUCGCCGCCAUCCAAGCGCGUCUUGCGCCUGCGCCCGCGCCCGACGCGGAGUCCACCUCGCCCCCCUCGGGCUCAGGCGGGAGCACGCCGCUCUUCGCGGCGCCCCGCCACCUCCCGAAGGCGUGGACGCGGCCCAGCGAGCGCGAAGACCGCGAGAAGCGGCGCGAGCUUGCGCGCGUGCUGCAGCGCACAAUUGUUCGCGAUAGCGGGUACCAGCAGGCUGCGACGUGUGUCGAGACGCUCGUCAAGAUCGCGAGCAAUAUCCAGACGUCGCCGGACCCCAAGUACCGCACGCUGAAGGGCGACAACGCGGCGCUCAAGACCAAAGUCUUUUCCGUGCCCGGUGGCCGCGAGUUCCUCAUCCUCAUGGGCUUCCGCGUCCAGACGGCCGACUUCGUGCAGAGCUUCGUGCUCGACCAAACCGAUCGGCGGAUGUAUGAGCUCGGCCUUGCCGCCGACGUGCUGAAGGAGGCGCUUCCGGAUCUGCAAGCGCGUGUGGCGGGCACGAACCUGUCCAAAACGAGCCACAAGGCCGAGGAGGCGGCGCGGAUCGCGGCCGCCAAGCGCCAGAUCGAGGACGACCGGAACGCCGUCAAGGACCGCGUGGAGCGGGAGCGGGUCGCGCGGGACGCGCGCGCGGCGGCCGCCGCGCAGGCGGAGCACGAGCGCAAGGUCCAGGAAGAGGCCGAGGAGGCCGAGGAGCGCGCGCGCGCGGCGCGCCACGAGGCGCGCGGGCCUACCAGCGGCGGGCGGCAGACGCAUCCCCAGACAGCCCCGAAUAUGACUGUGGCGCCGACGGCGGCGCGUGAUGACGACGACGAGUUCCAGCCAGAGUAUCCCGAGGACAGCGACGUGGAUGAGGACGAGGGAUACUGGAACCAGCACCGCUGGGGGCAGGGGCAGAAGCUCGAGUAGGAGGUGUCGCGCAGCUCUGAGAUGUACGAGGAUGGAUAGAUGGUGUGGGCGAGACGGGUCGGAGACGAUCAGAAGCGAUGCAUGUCAAUACACUAA